AUGUACAGCAUGUUGAUCAUAGCAAGGAUUGUGCUUCGUCUUCAACGGAAAAACUGGAGGUCCCUCACCUAUCACCGCCACCACCACAGCCAUGAACAUAAUAAUCAACCACUUCCACUCCCUCCUACAUUCUACCUCUCCCAUAUCUGCAGAAACCUCGACACCCUCAAGAAGCUCCACGCUUCCCUCCUUAUCCACGGCUUUCCCCUCGACACCAAUCUCAUCUCCCUCUACGCCUCCUUCGGCUCCCUCCGCCAUGCCCGAACUCUCUUCCACCGUUUACCCUCUCCAAACCUCCACUCUUUCAAACUCAUCAUCCGUUGGCAUUUCCUCAACGACGACCACUCACAUGUCGUUUCUUUCUACCACCUCGCUAGACUAACUCUCGGCCUUUUCAACGACCUCGUGGUUUUCUCCAUCCUCCUCAAAACUUCUUCCCAUUUACGCGACCUCGUUCUCACCACACGACUCCACUGUCACAUUCUCAAAGCAAAACCUCCUGAUAGCUUUGUACUCACCAGUCUAGUUGAUGCUUAUUCUAAAUGUGGAAAACUUUAUUAUGCGCGUAAGGUGUUUGAUGAAAUACCUGACCAAAAUGUUGUGUCGUGGACUUCGAUGAUUGUUGCUUAUGUACAAAAUGACUGCGUUGAAGAAGGGUUGAUGUUGUUUAAUAGAAUGAGGGAAGGGUUUGUUGAUGGGAAUGUGUUUACUGUUGGAAGUUUGGUUACUGCCUGUACUAAAUUGGGGUGUUUGCAUCAGGGGAAAUGGGUUCAUGGAUAUGCUGUUAAGAAUGGGGUUAGGAUUAAUUCCUUUUUGGCUACUUCUCUUUUGAAUAUGUAUGUUAAAUGGGGUGACAUUGGAGAUGCUCGUUCCGUGUUUGAUGAAUUUUUAGUUUCAAGUUUUAGUAGUGAGGAUAUUGUUUUCUGGACUGCUAUGAUUGUUGGGUAUACUCAGAGAGGUUAUCCUCGAGCUGCGUUGGAAUUGUUUACUGAUGAGAAAUGGUAUGGGAUUUUGCCGAAUUCUGUUACGCUUGCGAGUUUGCUCUCUGCUUGUGCUCAACUGGAAAAUAUUGUUUUGGGAAAGUUAUUUCAUGUUCUGGUAGUUAAGUAUGGAUUGGAUGAUACUUCGGUGAGAAAUGCUCUUGUUGAUAUGUACGCAAAGUGUGGACACAUUUUUGAUGCGCGUUAUGUGUUUGAAACUUCGGUAGAUAAGGACGUUGUCUCUUGGAACUCGGUUAUUUCUGGUUAUGCACAGAGUGGUUCUGCAUAUGAGGCUCUUGAUCUCUUCAACAGGAUGAGAUCAGAGUUGUUUUCGUCGGAUGCGGUUACGGUUGUCGGUGUUCUCUCGGCUUGUGCUUCCGUUGGUGGUCAUCAAGUUGGUUCAUCACUUCAUGCUUUUUCCUUCAAGUAUGGUUUGGUAUCUUCUAGCAUCUAUGUUGGCACUGCAUUGCUCAACUUUUAUGCAAAAUGUGGAGAUGCAAAGUCAGCUCGCAUGGUGUUUGAUGAGAUGGGAGAGAAGAAUGCUGUGACCUGGGGUGCAAUGAUUGGUGGGUGUGGCAUGCAAGGUGAUGGAGUGGGAUCUCUUGCUCUCUUUAAGGAUAUGUUGAAAGAGGAACUUGUGCCUAAUGAAGUGGUUUUCACAACUUUAUUAGCGGCUUGCAGCCAUUCAGGGAUGGUUGGAGAAGGAUUGAGGUUAUUUGAUUUUAUGUGCAGGGAGUUAAACUUUGUUCCUUCCAUGAAGCACUAUGCAUGUAUGGUUGAUCUGUUGGCACGUGCUGGUAACCUCCAAGAGGCAUUGAAUUUUAUCGACAACAUGCCUGUUCAACCCAGUGUUGGUGUGUUUGGAGCUUUUCUUCAUGGUUGUGGACUUCAUUCCAAUUUUGAGUUAGGAGAAGUGGCAAUUAGGAGAAUGUUGGAGUUGCAUCCUGAUCAAGCUUGUUAUUACGUGCUCAUCUCAAACCUGUAUGCUUUGGAUGGAAGAUGGGGCAUGGUCAAGCAGGUGAGAAAGAUGAUAAAGCAAAGAGGAUUGAACAAGGACCCUGGUGUUAGUUUAGUGGAGAUGGAUGUCAACAAUGGUACAUAUGCAAAUGUUGCGGUUUGA
Molecule: messenger RNA, 2100 nt
Organism: Vicia faba (fava bean)
Lineage: Eukaryota; Viridiplantae; Streptophyta; Magnoliopsida; Fabales; Fabaceae
Source: the annotation of a GenBank genome assembly